Postia placenta MAD-698-R-SB12 is the source of this 945-nucleotide messenger RNA. RefSeq lists its product as hypothetical. The record is from RefSeq and is a predicted model, not a curated record. The coding region runs from base 1 to 945 and encodes 314 amino acids. NCBI's taxonomy places the organism in Eukaryota, Fungi, Basidiomycota, Agaricomycetes, Polyporales, Adustoporiaceae. Gene Ontology annotation, cellular component: fungal-type vacuole membrane. The transcript is spliced from 8 exons.
AUGUCCAUUGAUGCCGACCCGAGUGCGCCGAAGGGCUUGAUAGACACCAAGGAGGUGGGCGCAAACCCGACUCGCAGUCCCCCUGCACAAGAAUCCACGGAUAAUGCUGCAUACCGAGAGGAUGUCAAAGUAGAUGGAGGUCUCUGGGCCUGGCUAUCAGUCGCUGGCGGAUGGAUGAUUCUGUUUUGUACAUUCGGCUACGCGAACUCGUUCGGCGUAUAUCAAGACUACUACACACUCGAACACUCGUCAUCAUCGUCUAAUAUAAGCUGGAUCGGUUCUCUGCAGCUAGUCCUGUCGCAAGGUGUCGGCCUCGGAGUGGGGAGUGGUAUGCUCCUAGUUCCAGCCCAGACGGUCCAGUCACAUCAUUGGGAGAAACGUCGCUCCCUUGCAAUGGGUAUCGUUGCCACGGGUUCCGGCUUCGGCGGCAUCAUAUACCCGAUCAUGUUGAACAGACUGAUACACGGUCCCCUCGGAUUUGCGUGGGGACUCGCUAUUAUGAAUGCUGGCUCCAUUCCAGGACGAGUAAUAAUGAAUGCUAUGGCGACCAACCUAGGCUUGUUCAAUAUGCUUAUUAUUGUGAUAGUCGCCAUGGGCGCCCUCACAUUUGCGCUAUUUGGAGUACUCAGUCCAGGGGCGGUGAUUGCGUUUUCGAUCCUAUAUGGAUUCUUCAGCGGCGCAUUCCUGUCUCUGUCGGCGCCAGCUAUUCUCGGUAUGGCGAAGAAUGUAGAUGAAGCGGGCAUGAGCCUUGGUCUAGCAUAUUUCAUAAGCUCCUUUGCGUUCCUGACUGGAGCGCCUAUCGAUGGUGCACUACUCGGGAACGUCAAUGACCCUCGGUGGUACCGGCCGACUGUGUUUUCAGGAGCCGUGCUGAUGGUUGGAGCUGUCUUCUUUACGUCGGCAAGAUUCCUGUUAGUCAAGCGACGUGGUACAAACUACGUUUGA